This is a messenger RNA of Verruconis gallopava, 240 nucleotides long. RefSeq lists its product as uncharacterized. The record is from RefSeq and is a predicted model, not a curated record. The transcript is spliced from 2 exons. NCBI's taxonomy places the organism in Eukaryota, Fungi, Ascomycota, Dothideomycetes, Venturiales, Sympoventuriaceae. The coding region runs from base 1 to 240 and encodes 79 amino acids.
AUGUCUCGAUUUGGCGCCGCGUCCAAAUUAGCUCUGCUAGGAACAGCGACAAUUGCUUUGGGUGCCGCUGCAGCGUCACAGCUGAAGCCGGACGACUCUGCCAGAGCCGCACAGGCCAAAGCCAAAGCCGAGACCGAUAAGCGAUAUCAGGAACUUCUGAACGCUUAUGGCAGCGGAGAGUCAUUGGACGAUCUGCAAAACGCCGUGGCAAAUUAUGGAGGCUCGCAAACGCGAGGAUAG